This is a messenger RNA of Acanthopagrus latus (yellowfin seabream), 4061 nucleotides long. RefSeq names its product tenascin N (gene tnn). Gene Ontology annotation, molecular function: protein binding. The record is from RefSeq and is a predicted model, not a curated record. Lineage: Eukaryota; Metazoa; Chordata; Actinopteri; Spariformes; Sparidae. The transcript is spliced from 19 exons. The coding region runs from base 91 to 3486 and encodes 1131 amino acids. Gene Ontology annotation, cellular component: extracellular region.
AAAGAACUGGACCGUGACAGUAAGAAAACUAGAAGGAAUAUCACACCGUCAUUUCAGAGGUGCAGGGAGCUGCAGGAUUUGUAAGGACUCAUGAAGAUGCAAAGAUGGCCGCUUUUCUGCUGGACAAUCAUGACCACCAGACACCUGUGGAGGGCCCUGUGCCUGCUGGCCCUGCUUUGCACCAUGUCACCUGUCAACUCCACCAACAACCACCAGGACCCCUCAGCCCCAGAGCAGGGAGUCACCUUCAGCCACGUCUACAAAAUCGACAUCCCGGGGAGCGGCAGCUGUAAACUUGAGCGACUGCCAAACCAGGAUGACACAGGUCUGGAGACAAAGACGACUACCAAUGGAGAUAACGACAUCGUCUUCAGACACAACAUCAGGCUGCAGACACCAACGUGUGACUGUGCGGAGUCGGAAAGCUUCAAGUCACUCUUAUACAGGGUCAAUGGGCUGGAGGAAGAAGUCAACUACCUGAAGACCCAGUGCACUCAGGGAUGUUGUGGAAGAGGUGGCGCUGCAGGAGUGGACACAAGCUGUAGUGGUCAUGGUACCUACCAACACGACACCUGCAGCUGCCUCUGUAACCCGGGAUGGGAAGGCCCAGAUUGCUCGGUGUCCUCCUGCCCGGACGAGUGCAAUGACAACGGCCGGUGUGUGGAUGGGAAGUGUGUGUGCCACCAGGGCUACACAGGUGAGGACUGCAGCCAGCUGAUGUGUCCAGACAACUGCAACGACAAAGGACACUGCGUGGAUGGAAAAUGUGUGUGCUUCCCGCACUUCACCGGCGAGGAUUGCAGCAUCCAGAAGUGUCCCAAUGACUGCAUCGGUAACGGCCGUUGCGUGGAUGGCCAGUGCAUCUGUGAUGAAGGCUUUUUCGGGGAAGACUGUUCAUUGGUCCUCGGCCCUCAGGGUCUGCGGCUGGUCCAGGUGACGGACGUCUCUCUCCUGGUUGAGUGGGAGUCGGUUCGCGGGGCCGAGUAUUACGUUUUGACAUAUCAUCCCAAAGGGGAUGAGGGCAGCCUGGAGCAAGUUAGGAUUCCCAACUCAGAGAACUCCUACCUCAUCACUGGACUGUCCCCUGGGGUCACCUACAUCGUCCAGGUGUACGCUGUCAUCAAAGAGAUCCAAAGUGACGCCGACAAGAUCGAAGCCACCACAGAUGUCUCAGCUAUUGAUGAUAUCCGAGUUCUUGGCCAGACAGAAGUCUCCAUCCAGGUGGACUGGAAGAACCCACCAGCUCAGGUGGAUUACUUCAGGCUCACCCACACUGACCCGGCUGGAGAGGAGGAGGAGCAGAACGUACAGAUGAGCCAAGAAGCACGCACUAAACACACGAUAGUGGGUCUGUAUCCAGGAACAGAGUACCUGAUUUCAGUGCAGGCCAUCAAAGGAACCACUGAGGGAAAAUCCUCUUCUGUCACCGGUGCCACAGACAUCGACGGUCCUACCAACCUGGUCACCACUGAAGUAACAGAGGACACUGCCACAGUUUCAUGGGAUCGGGUCCAGGCAGAAAUAGAUGGCUACAUGUUGAGCUACACCUCCUCUGAGGGAUCAAGCGGCGAGAUCCCCGUUGGACGUGACAGCACCUCGUACAGGCUGAUUGGCUUGAGGCCUGGAGUUCUCUACACGGUCUACAUCUGGGCCUACAAGGGGGACCGAGUCAGCAGAAAGAGUUCAACAGAGGCUGAAACAGACCUGGACGCUCCUAUUAACGUCUUGGUCCGAGAUGAAACAGAGUCCAGCUUCAAGGUGUCCUGGGAUCACCCCCAGGCAGAAAUUGAUGGCUACAUCAUAACCUACAGCUCUGAGGGCGCAAGUGGGGAAAUCCCACUCGGGUCUGACAUUUCUUCACACAUGCUGUCCGGCCUGAGGCCCGGGGUCCUCUAUACUGUCUACAUCUGGGCCGUCAAGGGGAGCAAAGCCAGCAGGAAAAGCUCAACACAAGCCGAGACAGAGCUGGAUGCUCCUGCUAACCUCUUAGCCCGAGAUGAAACAGAGUCCAGCUUCACAGUGUCGUGGGAGCCAGCCCAGGCCAAAAUAGAUGGUUACAUCCUAACCUACAGCUCCUCUGAGGGCUCGAGUGGAGAGAUCCCAGUGGCGCCUGGCAGCAGCUCUUACAUGCUGACUAGUUUGAAGCCCGGGGUGUCCUACACUGUCUACGUCUGGGCCAUCAAAGGAAGCAAAGCCAGCAGGAAGAUCUCGACACAGGCUGAGACAGAGCUCGAUGAUCCUGCUAACCUCUUAGCCCGAGAUGAAACAGAGACCAGCUUCAGCGUUUCGUGGGAUCCGGUCCAGGCUGACAUUGACGGCUACUACCUAACCUACAGCUCCACUGAGGGCGCGACUGAACUCCCAGUCGGGUCUGACAGCACCUCUUACAUGUUGAGUGGCCUGAGGCCCGGGGUCCUCUACACUGUCUACCUCUGGGCCGUCAAAGGGACAAAAGCCACCAAGAAGAUUUCAACAAGCGCUGAGACAGACAUCGACGCCCCUACGGACCUGAAGGCAACGGAUGUGACGCUCGACUCUGCGGUUUUGACCUGGAUCCCUCCUCUCGCUGACAUCGAGGGGUACAUCCUCACCUACAGAGAUGAGGACGGCAACACGGAGACGGUUGAGAAGCGUCUUGGAGCCAGCGAGAGCAGCUUCUCUGUAUCCAGUCUGGAGAUGGGGAAGAGAUACAUCGUCACCAUCAUCGCCUACAGGGGGAACAAGAGGAGCAAGGUGGCACAGACCGUCUUCAAAACAGUUGGUCUCCUGUACCCGUUCCCCAUGGACUGUCUCCAGAUCAUGAGGAACGGCAAUGGGAAGAGCGGCAUCUACACCGUCUACAUUAACAACGACCGCUCCAAACCCAUUGAGGUGUUCUGCGACAUGGAGACCGACGGAGGCGGCUGGCUGGUGCUCCAGCGUCGCAACACUGGCAAGCUGGACUUUUUGAAACGCUGGAGACAGUACAUAGCAGGUUUUGGCGACAUGACAGAGGAGUUCUGGCUCGGUCUGGAUAAGAUAUACGAGCUCACCAACACUCCUACUCAGUACGAGCUGAGGUUCGACCUGGGCCUGGGCUCAGAGAGAGUGUACGCUGUGUAUGAUGACUUCAAGAUUGCACCGGUCAAGCAGAAGUUUAAACUCACCAUCGGCAAAUACAGUGGGACAGCAGGCGAUGCCAUGAGCUACCACCAGGGCCGGCCCUGGACCACUAUUGACUCAGAUAACGACAUCGCCCUCAGUAACUGCGCCCUGGCCCACCGCGGCGCCUGGUGGUACAAGAACUGUCACCUGGCCAACCUCAACGGAAACUGGGGAGACGAGAGGCACAGUAUGGGAGUGAACUGGAAACCGUGGAAGGGCCACCUGACGUCCCUCGACUUCUCCGAGAUGAAGAUCCGACCCGUGGGAGCCUUGUCUAGCAGGAAGAGGCGAUCGUUGAUGGCCCGGGAGAAGAGCAGAACCGCAAGCCUCCAGAAGAAGUAGUGGGGCAGCUCGCACUGAAACCACAGCAGCCCACUAAACCCGCCAAGCAAGCUCGAUAUGGGUGUUUCUGUGCAACGUCUACAGGCCUUAAUGUGUCUCAACUCCUCGACAAUAUGUUACACGUUUUGGGCAAAAAAAAGAAAGGGGGAAAGCUCACACUCAAGAAUAAGUUAUUAUCUGUUUGUAAGAGUCACCAGACAUCCAAAAGUGUCGAUUGUGGGAAAUACAGAGCUGCCUCAGAGUUGUUCUGAAGUGAAGUUAAACACUUUGAUCAGUUAGAACGUGAUUCUAAUCUUAUACCAACUCCUGUUUCACCGAUUCUGGUAGUAACCUCAAUUAUGAGUCGGGAAAACAGAAGAUUUCAGUUCAGUCAGGAGCCAAGGAAUCUCAUUUUUCUCCUAUUACUGCAUUCAUUUUAACUUUUUCUUUAUAAAAACCUCAGGGCGGCAGCCCAGGUGAUUUGUAUUAUAUUUGUUAAUUUCUUGUCCUAUGAAGAGUAGCAACUUUUUGUGUGUGUGUGUGUGUGUGUGUGUAUAGUAGUAUUGCCAUGAUCACAUAAAUGUAUAAAAAAGGAA